UAUUAAACCCUAGAAUGUCUCGCGUUUCCAAAAGGGUUUACGAUGCCAAGAGCACUUAUCCGGACCGCACUAAAUCCGAGGAGAAGUCUUUUACGGAAGUAAAUGUGCCUAUCAAAAAGCUAGAUACUGCUCUCCUCUUGCUAAGCUCCAAAGAGGACUGUGUCCUUCUGACAGUCUUCAGUCAUAUCACAGACUUUGCCCGCCGCCAGGACAUGAAUGUCCUGGAGCUGAGGGCCCAUGGUUUACUAGAGCUGUUGCUUGAAAAGGAUCUUUUCAUCAGCUCGGAAAACACAAUGAUCAGACGGUUUUCUUUGUACCUGCUCACUGCUCUGUUGGACAGCACAGACAUGUCCACCUACGAGCCAGAGCAGACGCAGAAGAUCCUGGAACUGGCUUGUAGAUUCUACCUAAAAGAGAGCGACGACUUCUGCAACGAGUAUCUGACUUAUAUAAUCAAUGUGUGCUUAAGGGAUCCCCAGAUGGCCCACGACAUUGUGGAAGAAACCGAGUUCCUGGAGAAGCUUAAGUUAGUGUUCGUUAAUUCCGAAAAUCCGGAUACCGUUUUUAACUCUAUAGAGGCUCUACAUCGGAUGCUUCUGGUCCAAAGUGCCGACCAGAUGCUGGAGUUCACAACUAUGCCAGAUUUUCCGGUGGAUCGAAUUAUUUGCGAGGUGACCAAUGAAUUUCCGGAGAUUCGCAAGGCGGCCUUAAAAACAUUAAAAACCCUACUGGCCGACACCAGCGAGGAUAGUGUCUUUGAGCCACUGCAUCGUUGCUUCUUUGUUCUAGAGCAGUUAGUCAAAGCAUUUUGCGAAAAUCCCCAGGGACCGGAGGCGGCCGAUAUCAUCGAGGUUCUGGCCCCGGCUCUGCGAUCCGAAAAGAUGACCAAGCUGUUCUUCGAGCAAAAUCUGUUCGACCUGGUCGUUGAGCAAAUGCGCAAUCACAUGGACAUAAUGCCGCUGGAGAUGUGCUGCACCAUAAUCUCAAUAUUUGCGGAAACGGCUCAGUACGAGCAAUUUUUGCAGCGAAUGCAUAAAGCUGAGAUCACAGACAUGUUCCUUAACUGCCUGAUGAAGAACAAACCGGCUCCGGCCGCCUUCGUCAUAAUGGGACUUCACCGUAUGUCUCAGCAUCCGGAUGCAUUGCGUCGAAUUGUGGCCUCAUAUGAGGAGGGAGCUAUCCGUAAGCUGGUGUCUAUUCUAAUGUCGCCAGAUGUACCUAUAAAGAUUCGGGAGCAGGCCGCUGAGUUCCUUUCCCGUCUACUGGUGGCUGCCUUCCGGGAUACAGCUGCCCAACUGAAGGAACAGGAAGUUGCCGCCGUUCUUACAGCGAUCAUCACUCAGGGACAACCUACUCUGUCCAUUGAUCUGAUACUCUCUCUGCUGACGAUCAUCGAGAGUCUGGCCCAGAAUGAGGAAUACCGCACAAUCCUGGGGGAGUAUAGCUCGCUAACGGAGCAGAUUGCCCAACUACUAAUGCGUUCCUUUGCUCACUCCAUUUUGGUGAACAAUAUUUUCCGCUGUCUGUGCACUUUGAUCGAUGAGGCUCCGGUGCGUGAGACCCUGCUGGCCAACUAUAUAGUUUCCUCUAUUAAGCGGGCUCUCAAGUCGCUUUCCAAUCUGGUCAAGACCUCUGUGACCAACUUCAUUCUUCAGACCACUCGGUUCAAUGAGUUCAUAGACGCCUAUAUUGAUCGUGGGAUCCUUGAAGUUUUGUUAGAGUUCCAGAAACACUCAUUCUGUGUUUCCACCUGGGCACCGGCCAUCGAGAGCAUCUUGUCCAAGUGUCCCACAAUGAAGUUUGCCAUCCGCAACUGUCUGAACUUCACGGAUAUUACAGCUGGCAAAGACUUCUUUGUUUCGCGUAGGAAAUUCGAAGAUUUCCGGACUUUCCAGGAAAUUUUACGCAACGAUUGCUCGCCUUUGGAUGCCGUUUUGGUGGUAAACUUCGAUCGGCCCAAGGCUGAUGUAAAUGAUGUAGUCGACGUGCCACUACGGUGCUUGAACACGAUCACAGAUGUACCUGGGGAUCAGGGUUGGGACUACUGUAAGAGGCCCGGAGACAACUUCUUGCCGCAAUACUUGGAGGCACUUAACCAGACACUGGCGAUCCAUGGUUUGGUGGAGAAUCCAGAGCGUAUCCGUCGUUGCAUUGACUUUGAUAACGUGGCCAAGCGGAGCAAGCUGAUCGCCCAGGCGGUGUUUGCUGUGAUGAACGACAAUCUGAAGAUAAUGGAUCUCAAUUCGACGGAGGAGUGCAGCCGAACUACAGUGCGUUGUCACCUGCAGGAACUGCGCCACAUCCUGCACACUAACUUCAUUCCACUGGGCUUAGUUCGCAGUGGCUGCCAAUUUGAACGUGCGAUACUCUUCAAAGGUUUGGCGGAUCAGAUCGGACUGCCGUGCACACUGCAGCGUAGUGUUGAUGGCAGAAUGCUUUACAAUGAGGUGCCACUACCACUGGAACCAGAAAAGGAUAUACACUGCGAUAAGAAGACGCUGAAGUUCAUGCCAUGGCGUAUGCUGCGACCCACCCAUGUAGUCGAUCUUAUGUACAAUGUGGGCGAACUGUAUCCGAUGCAGAGUCGCCAGGCGCUGCAGUACCUUCGCCUCUACUAAUCUUAAAUUUCGAAAUUUUCAAAACCAUUUUUCUGUCUCUUGCUAAAUUAUUCUGUCCCAUUUUUUAUCACCUGCUGAAUGCAUAUUUAGUAAAGGGAUUUCGUCGGUUUGAA
Drosophila eugracilis is the source of this 2731-nucleotide messenger RNA. RefSeq lists its product as uncharacterized. The record is from RefSeq and is a predicted model, not a curated record. Gene Ontology annotation, molecular function: protein binding. The transcript is spliced from 4 exons. Bases 15 to 2618 code for a protein of 867 amino acids. Lineage: Eukaryota; Metazoa; Arthropoda; Insecta; Diptera; Drosophilidae.